Molecule: messenger RNA, 2269 nt
Organism: Patiria miniata (bat star)
Lineage: Eukaryota; Metazoa; Echinodermata; Asteroidea; Valvatida; Asterinidae
Exons: 12
Coding region: 16-1782 (588 amino acids)
Source: RefSeq, a predicted model, not a curated record
AGAGGGCGCUCGCCAAUGUCUGUGACUUGCACACUUCAAUCGCAUUCACAAUCACAGUGCCAAAAUCACUCAACAAACACAGUGAAGAAGUUCAGGAAUUACGAGCAUGAGAAGGUACAGACAAUGGCCGGAUCAAGGAUGAACAAGCGAUUGUUUGUGAUCCUUCUCAUCUUCCUUGUCAUCUGUUGCUUGGGUUGGGUGCGCCUUCUCUUCAUCUUGACCUCGUAUGACCUAGAGCCGAGGCAUGUGCCCGUCUCUCAGCUGGUAGCCUUCUCGACGCGGGUGGACCAUGACCAUGAUUGGUAUCACUCUGUUUGCUUCCGUGGCAUCGAGCAUGAACUGUCUAUAUCGACAUUGGAUGACUUUAUUGAGAAGUGGGCAGUAGCAUACACAAACACAGAAUGCAGCGAUAUGUACAACACCUUCUCCAGUAUCUACAGCGUGAGUCGUCGUUCCGGUCAGCUGAUCAUACCAGAAACCUUUCAGACUAAGCUACUCAGAUGGCUGGGAAACGAUGAAGAACUGCUCAAAGAGGCUAAACUGCAGUUUAUAACUUCCAUAUACAACAAGUACACACAUGAACACACCUUGCUGAAUCCGCUCCGAGCCAAGCGCCCUGGGGUCAAUGACCUUGAGGACAUCGAUGAGUACAUGGAGGACCUUGUCAAGAAAUCUGAGAAAAACUGCGAUUUCUGCGACUAUAAAUAUAAAACUGCAGAGGACACGUUUGGCAGGAUUGAGUCAGAUCUCAGUGCUACGGCAGCAAACGCUUUCAAGAUGGAUGGUUUCCACGCCCUAGUCAUCCUAAAGAACCAGCACGACCCUAGACUCAUUACAGAGGAGCUAUUCCUUGAUGCAAUGCACGUCUCAAUGAAAUGGUUUAUGAAGGUCUACGAUACGGACAAGCAGUACCGCUAUCCACACAUGAUAUGGGAUAGCCUACCCAAAGCCAGCGCUAGUCAGAUCCAUCCACACGCUCAAAUCACCCUCAGUCCGGUCAGACACUAUGGUGGAAUAGAACACUUCAGGAAAGCAGCAAUAAAGUACGGAAGGGAAAAUCACGGGAAAAAUUACUUUACCGAUCUUAUUAAGAUCCACAAUGCACUGGGGCUGACAGUUACUUUAGGCAAUGCCUCGGCCUUAGCCUACCUCACUCCGAAGAAAGAUAACGACGUCAUGAUACUCAGUAAAACACCUUGUCAGGAUUUCUUCAGGUUAGUGUAUUAUACUCUCAGAGCAUUUAUGGAUCUCAAGCUAUACGCAUGGAGCAUGGCCAUGUUUUUACCCAAAUUGGAACCGUAUAGUACACCAGACUAUGACGACAUACCAGCAAUAGCAAGGAUCGUCACAAGAGGGCCUCCUUCAAGCAGCAGGUCUGAUGUCGGAGCCAUGGAACUUUUUUCAAUAAACAAUGUAAACGUCGAUCCUUUCGCGGUUGUCCAAACUUUAAAAGAUUCAGUGGAGAAGCUCGGCUACCCACACAGUGCUUUACAAGAUGCCCAGGCCCAGAAACAGGCCCUACAGCAGCAGAUUCUAGAACUACAGCAGAAACAAUUAGAGCUGGAUAAACAAGUGCAGCAGCAAGAGCAGCAGGCACCAAUCCAACAGCAACAGCAACCGCAGCAGCAGCCACUUCAGCUGCAGCAGUUACAGCAAGAUGGCAGAGAGGGGCCAAGGAUACAGGCUGCUGAUGCCAUCGUGGCACAGGAUGCUCCAGAAGAUGGCAAAAGAAAGCCGGAGGGAAACGGAGUUGCGGCGGAUGAGAUGAAAAAUCUCUCGUGAGACAUUGCAUUGGCGAGACUUACAGAUUUUUAGAGUUUUACCCCGUGUGUUGGUCUUGCGAAGGAUUUCUUAAAGCAUUGAGGUUUUAACAAACAUGUCCUUAACCAGUUCGCGUCAGAGGCCGUGUAUACACGCAAAAGUUUUGUGGUAUUCGGAACGGAUGACAGGUAAACACGCAGGGAUUGAGGCCGGAAAUAUCUGUUAGCGACCCACUUGCAGCGAGUGAGACCGGAAAUAUGAGUAUGCUGACCGAGGCUGAUGGCUUCAACCCACCUGGCUCGAGUGAAAAUUAAUCCCGCGCCUUGUUCCGUUCUUGUCAAAAUAAUCCCGGCGUGAACUGGUUAAGGAGGUUGCCCAACUACAGUUGAGAAUGAUAGUUGGACAAUUUUAAGCCGAACUUUGUCAAGUUGGUAUGGUCUUAACUUGCCCAGUUGAUCAAGAUGUUGGUUGUUUGAAAUGGGCUAGUCGAUUGUUCAGAACCAGCUUG